Messenger RNA from Pangasianodon hypophthalmus (striped catfish), 1680 nucleotides. It is a transcript of the gene ndr2, whose product is annotated as nodal-related 2. The record is from RefSeq and is a predicted model, not a curated record. Gene Ontology annotation, molecular function: cytokine activity; growth factor activity; type I activin receptor binding. Lineage: Eukaryota; Metazoa; Chordata; Actinopteri; Siluriformes; Pangasiidae. The transcript is spliced from 4 exons. Bases 1 to 1278 code for a protein of 425 amino acids. Gene Ontology annotation, cellular component: extracellular region. Gene Ontology annotation, biological process: SMAD protein signal transduction; BMP signaling pathway.
AUGGCGACGGAAAUUGAGUCAUCAGCAUCACAAUCUGUAGUGAUCCAGGGUCCUACGGGGGGGUAUAAAAGCUGGAGGCCGCAGUCUCGGAGAAGUCAGUGUGUCAUCAUGAAGCCAGCGGGAGUGCUCCUGCGCCUGCUCCACCUCACCGCUCUGGGACUGGGAUCAGGAUCCGGGACUCAGAGGAACGAGACUCAUCACUUUCCCUCCUACAUGAUGCGUCUGUAUCGCAGCUUCAGCACCAAUCAGACUCCAGCACCGCCAUCUUCAUCAUCAUCAUCAUCAUCAUCAUCAUCACUUCAUCAGCUCCAUCACCUCCAUCAUCAUCAUCAUCAUCAUCACACGGAUCAGGAGAGAGCGGUGAGAGCCGACACGGUCCGCAGCGUCGCUCCCAGGAAUUUAGUCUUUCGAGACAGAAGCUGGAUCACGACCUUUGACCUUUCCACUUUGCUCUCUGAGCGCCACAUCCAGGCCGCUGAGCUGAGGAUCCGCGUUCCCAUGGCGACCGGUCAGCCGAACGUUACCGUGGAGCUGCGUCAUCAUCAGGACCGGCCGUGUCCCAAACGCAGCGCGUGUGUCGAGGAGCAGUCGCUGGGAUUUCUCCCAGAAUCCUCUCUGAUCAGCUCGUCCAGUCAGUGGAGAGUGUAUAACGUCACGGCUCGGCUGCUCCAAUGGAUGGACGACGCGCUCUCGCAGAGGAGGAGGAGGACGAUGAGGACGAAGGUCAAAGGUCACGCCCCUUCAGGCGUCAGGGUGGUGAACGCGGGGAUGAAUCGAGCGCUGCUGGUGGUGUUCUCACACGAGGGAUCGAAGGACGGAGAGCAGGAUAAAGCGAGUCUGCUGCGUACGGCCGAGCGCUCCAAAUUCCUCCUGAGUGCAGAGAGUCAGGUGCUGAGGAGGGUGAAGAGGCAGAAGAGCCGCCGCAAGAACGACAAGAACGAGAGAGAGAAAGAGAACGAGAAGAAAAACCUCUGCAGGAGAGUGGACAUGCACGUCGACUUCAACCAGAUCGGAUGGGGCUCCUGGAUCGUCUUCCCUAAAAAGUACAACGCCUACCGCUGUGAAGGGGCGUGUCCCAAUCCACUCGGAGAGGACUUCCACCCUACAAAUCACGCCUACAUGCAGAGUUUACUGAAACACUUCCAGCCGAGCCGCGUGCCCUCGCCGUGCUGCGCUCCGAUCCGCACCAGCGCCCUCAGCAUGCUGUACUACGAGAACGGAGAGAUGAUCCUGCGGCAUCACGAAGAGAUGGUGGUGGAGGAGUGCGGCUGUCACUGAGGGGCUGGAGGGAGCGAGCGAGCGAGGGAUCACGCUUCUACACCUCCGUCUCCAUCGAACAAACACAAACACCCAACCUCUUAAACACAGGGGUCUGAAAGGCUUCGUCCCAAAUCAUCUAGAAAAAAACACAUACAAACAAUAACCCUACGUAGUGCACUACAUGUCCAGCAGUUUCCUCCUCCCUACUUUAGUGCACUAGAUACGGAGUGUAGAGCGAGUUCACUACGUACGCUCACUACAUAGGGGUGAAAUAACAGUCUCUGUUUCCUGCGUACUUUUUAACGAGGGACUUUUGUUCUUAAGCACUGCUCAUGCAUUUAACUCCUGUAAAUAUUUAAUGUAAAUAACGGAUAAACAGAGUCCUAAUAUUUAUGUUCUUAUUAUUUAUGAUUAUUUGGU